Pipistrellus nathusii (Nathusius's pipistrelle) is the source of this 1497-nucleotide messenger RNA. NCBI's taxonomy places the organism in Eukaryota, Metazoa, Chordata, Mammalia, Chiroptera, Vespertilionidae. The record is from the annotation of a GenBank genome assembly.
AUGGCCUGCGCCGCCCGGAAGGGCUCGGGCUCGGGCUCGGGCUCGGUGCGCCGGCGGCCGCCGCCUCCGGGGCUGCGCGCGCUGCUGCUGCUGCUCUGCCUGGGGCUGCCGGGCGGGCGCGCCGCCGGCCCGCUCCCCGCGCCCCUGGCCGGCGUGGAGCAGCUGCUCGGGGAGUUCCGCCGGCAGCUGCAGCAGGAGCCGCCGGAGGAGCUGGAGCUGGAGCUGCGCGCGGGCGGCGGCCCUCCGCCCGGCUGCCCCGGCCCGGGCGGCGGCUACAGCGCCAUGCCCGACGCCAUCAUCCGCACCAAGGACUCCCUGGCGGCGGGCGCCAGCUUUCUGAGCGCGCCGGCGGCCGUGCGGGGCUGGCGGCAGUGCGUGGCGGCCUGCUGCUCCGAGCCGCGCUGCUCCGUGGCCGUGGUGGAGCUGCCGCGCCGGCCCGCGCCCCCGGCCGCCGCCGCCGCCGCGCUCGGCUGCUACCUCUUCAACUGCACGGCGCGCGGCCGCAACGUGUGCAGGUUCGCGCCGCACCGCGGCUACAGCAGCUACAGCCUCGGCCGCGCGCCGGGAGGGCAGCGGGACCUGGGAGCAGGCUUCCCGGCCAACGCCCGGGCCUCGCCGCGGCUGGAGAAAGAUGAGCCUCCACUUAGCAAGGCCGGAGAGGACGUGGUUUUGCGUCUGCCCACGGACGAGCUGGUUUUGGAUGGCCGCGAGAGCACAGACGACCACGCCAUCAUCCAGUAUGAGUGGACACUGCUGCAGGGUGAUCCGUCAGUGGACAUGAAGGUGCCUCAGUCAGGGACACUGAGGCUGUCCCACCUACAGGAAGGAAGGUACACCUUUCAGCUCACCGUGACGGACACGGCGGGGCAGAGGAGUGCUGACAACGUCUCGGUGACCGUGCUGCCGCCGGCCUUCUCCACGCGAGGAUGCUCGAAGGUUUGCUCACGCCACCACUUCUUCUGUGACGACGGCUGUUGCAUUGACAUCACACUGGCUUGCGAUGGAGCCGAGCAGUGUCCUGACGGAUCGGAUGAAGCUUUCUGUCAAAAUUUGAGCCUCGACCGGAAGACGGAGACUCACACGGCGACUUCCCAGCCUAGGACCAUCGCAACGAGCAAAGAUGCAGAAGGACGCGCCCCGGAGAAGCCUCAGACAGCCCCACACCGGCCGCCUGCACUCCCAGACACCGAGAGGAACCAUUCUGCCUCCUGGGCACCAAAGAUUCAAACUGGCCCUGGGAUGCCAGAUACUGAUUCCUCGGAAGAGAACAAAAAAGAAGAGAAUUAUAUUUUUGAGUCAAAGAGCAAUCGAGGAGGAGGUGAACACCCAGCCCCAGAAAUAGGUGCUGUGCUGCCGCUGACACUGGGCUUGGCCAUCACUGCGUUGCUGCUUCUCAUGGUUGCUUGCCGACUACGCCUGCUCAAGCAGAAACUGAAGAAAGCUCGACCCAUUACAUCUGAGGAGUCUGACUACCUCAUCAAUGGGAUGUAUCUCUAA